AUGCAAUCAAAAUCAUCUGAUUCGGCCUAUAAACGGCCCUCGGUUUAUAGUGGUACCCAGCAUGCCCCUGUUACGUCGAUAUUGGCAGAUGGCGAUGUGCCAUAUACGGACCAUGAGAUGGACGCAGACGAGCGGGUCAUUAUGGCCUUGGGCUAUAAGCAGGAGUUCAAGCGAGAGUUCUCCUUAUGGACGACUUUUUGCGUCAGUUUUGCAGUGCUCGGAUUACUUCCAUCAUUCGCAAGCACAUUGUAUUAUGGUAUGGGAUAUGCAGGAACGGCAGGUAUGGUCUGGGGCUGGAUCAUCGCGAUGCUUUUCAUCCAAUGUAUUGCAAUGUCUAUGGCGGAGCUGUGCUCGGCCAUGCCUACAAGUGGCGGACUCUAUUAUGCUGCAGCUGUGCUCGCGCCCCCAGGCUGGGGUCCCUUAGCUGCGUGGAUUACAGGAUGGUCCAACUGGAUUGGACAAAUCACCGCAGCACCGUCAGUUGACUAUGCGCUGGCCGCAAUGAUCCUGGCUGCCGGUUCAAUCACGAACCCAAACUACGUCCCGACGAACUGGCAGAUCUAUCUUCUAACGGUCUUGAUCAUGAUCAUCCACACGGUAAUCAGCAGUCUACCCACGAAACAAGUAGCACAGUUCAACUCCUGGGGCUCUACGUUCAACGUUCUUGCGCUCAUCACCACCCUGAUUGUCAUUCCUGCGGCUACAAAGAACACUCCUAAAUUUACGCCCUCUCACGAAGUCUGGAGUCACAUCAAGAACCAGACCGAUUUCCCCGACGGCAUCGCCGUACUUAUGACUUUCGUCGGCGUAAUCUGGACCAUGUCCGGCUAUGACUCACCCUUCCAUCUGAGUGAAGAGUGCUCCAAUGCCAACAUUGCCUCCCCGCGCGCCAUCGUCAUGACAUCUGGUGUCGGUGGCGUAAUGGGUUGGUUCCUACAGCUUGUCGUUGCAUACACAGUCACAGAUAUUGACGCAGUCAUCGGGUCAGAGUUGGGCCAGCCGUGGGCUUCGUACCUGCUCCAGGUUCUACCCCAGCAGGCAGCACUUGGCAUUCUCGGUCUGACGAUUGUCUGUGGUUUCUCCAUGGGCCAGGGAUGCAUGGUCGCCGCCUCACGGGUGACAUAUGCCUAUGCUCGGGAUGACUGCUUCCCCUUCUCGAAGUACUGGAAGAAAGUAAACAAAACUACUCAGACGCCCGUGAACGCUGUAGUUCUCAACACUAUCCUAGGAUGUCUAAUGUGUCUUCUGGUCCUUGCUGGCACCACCGCCAUUGGCGCUUUGUUCUCUAUUGGCGCUAUCGCGCAAUUCGUUGCAUUCAUCAUCCCCAUCUUCAUUCGUGUCUUCUUUGUGGGCAACCGGUUCCGCAAGGGACCUUGGAACCUCGGCCGCUGGGGACCCCUGGUCGGUGGUAUUGGAUGCUCUUUUGUUGCGCUCAUGGUGCCUAUCUUGUGCUUACCCAGCGUCACCAAGAAAGAUUUGACUCCGGAUCUUAUGAACUGGACUUGUCUUGUCUAUGGUGGACCGAUGCUGGCCGUUCUGAUCUGGUGGUUUGUUGAUGCCCACCGGUGGUUCACUGGUCCCAAGGUCAAUGUAGAACAUGCUAUUCAUGCUGUUCAUGUUGAGCCAGAAGUCAGUGAAGGCGUGGAGCCGGAGCAUGUGCAAGAGACCGAGAGGAUGAAGACAGCGAAGUCUGAUGAAACUCUGCCGAAGUAG
This is a messenger RNA of Penicillium longicatenatum, 1713 nucleotides long. RefSeq names its product amino acid permease. Gene Ontology annotation, biological process: transmembrane transport. The record is from RefSeq and is a predicted model, not a curated record. The coding region runs from base 1 to 1713 and encodes 570 amino acids. The transcript has 3 exons. Gene Ontology annotation, molecular function: transmembrane transporter activity. Gene Ontology annotation, cellular component: membrane. Lineage: Eukaryota; Fungi; Ascomycota; Eurotiomycetes; Eurotiales; Aspergillaceae.